This is a messenger RNA of Yamadazyma jaroonii, 555 nucleotides long. The record is from the annotation of a GenBank genome assembly. Lineage: Eukaryota; Fungi; Ascomycota; Pichiomycetes; Serinales; Debaryomycetaceae.
AUGUACAAUACUAUCCCUGCCACAAAUCUAAACUAUAAGAAAUCUUAUGUAGUGGCUUCAAGUAUCGGGGAGAAUCCUCCUACUUUUACACCCGUAAACGGCAGCCACUUGAUUUCAGCAUUUGAGCCACUUACGGAAGACUUGGGAGAGCAUGUACCGGAUAAAAAGUCCAGAACCGAUGAAUGGAAAUUCAAAGUAAGGAAAUCACCCCGAUCAUCUGUUUUUUUGCCAGAAACAUCCGAAGUCUCAAAACCGUUAACUCCCCAUGAAGUAUUGGAUUUAAUUUUAUCUCGUCCUAGUGUCAUUGAUAAUACCUCCGAAGCGGUUGCCCGUACUUGGAGUACUAAGAUUAGAGGUGACAUAUCACAUUUCAUCCACAAAAUUACUUCUGAAAUGAAAGAUAUUGAUUUUGACGACCAGUUUGAAUCUAGAUUAGCUAAUGGCAUCAUCAAACUGAGGAAACCUUAUACAGAGAACGAUGAUAUCACAUAUGUAAGUAAAGAACCAAGAAAAAGAUUCCGGUUCUUGAAACGACAUUCAAGCAAGAGGAAUUGA